AUGCCGAAUGCCAACCCAUGGCAUGCGAAGACUUUUGUCAACCUCCUCAGACAUAAGGGCGGCGACAAUAUAUCUCAGCAAGACGAAAUCAUGGAGAUCCAUAGGCAGGUGCUCAAAAUGAUUGAAAUACUUGGGCAAAUGUCCGCGAUACUCGAGACAAUAGAAACACAGAGUAAAGAACAAUAUGAUGCCGACCUGCAGGCCUCUGCGAAAGAAAUCGGGAGGUAG
Molecule: messenger RNA, 228 nt
Organism: Blastomyces dermatitidis ER-3
Lineage: Eukaryota; Fungi; Ascomycota; Eurotiomycetes; Onygenales; Ajellomycetaceae
Exons: 1
Coding region: 1-228 (75 amino acids)
Source: RefSeq, a predicted model, not a curated record